AUGGAGAAGUUCGCCCGAGACUGCCUCACGAUCGACGAGAAGCUCAACACCUCCGCGUUAACGUCCACAUCUCGCAUGACAGAGGUCUAUUCGCGAGCUGCCAAGCUCAUCAGCAAGACGCUCGACCUCGACGGCUGCAGCAUCCUGGACAUCAGUCAGUUUGAGCGACUGCAGAGCACCGACGCUCUUGGCAACCAGCAUACGGUGUACCACGCGAAUCCCUUCUCUGGUUCCAGUGCUUCUGGGUAUGAGAUGGCCGAAUCGUUCGGCGCUGUCACUGCCUUCCCCAUACUGGCUUCGACGGGGCCAGAUGAGCCGCGCACUCGACCUCUCACGGCUGAGGAGCAUCAGCGCAUGUCCAAGUUCCUUGGGGAGAACCGAGACGGACGCAUCUACGAGAACAUUGUGCCGACCUGGAUCCGAUAUGUCUUCCCUCCAUCGCUCAAGUACGGCAUGGUGGUGCCCCUCCUCGACAUGGACCAGCAACCGUUCGCCAUGAUCUGUGCCCACACACACGACAAGGGGAAGCAGUUCCUGGAAGGGUACGAACUGCAGUUCUUGCGUGCCAUCGGUGUCAUCAUUCUGUCUGCCGUUUUGCAGCGGCGCAUGGCACUCGCCAACCGAUCCAAGAGUGUUCUGAUUUCUUCGGUCAGCCACGAGCUGCGCACACCGCUACACGGUAUUCUCGCUGCUGCCGAACUGCUGACCGACACGAAGCUGGACGCGAACCAGGAAGCGUUCCUGUCCACUGUCCGCACGUGUGGUCUGCAGCUGAUCGACACGGUCAAUCACGUUCUCGACUUUACCAAGCUAAGCGCCGACUCGAAGAAUGGAACCAACUCGCGCAGGCAGAUCCAGAAGCAGACUGUCAACCUUGCCGAGCUUCUUCACUCGACCGUCGAGAGUUGUUGGCUGGGUCAGCGUGCCCGUUUAAUGCAGAUGGGGGAGGCGGAAUCCGAUCUUGGAUCAUACUACGCCCCUGUACCGAUGGGACUCGUCCCACACGAUCAGCGCAUGAACAUCAGCAGCAACCUCGCCAACGUCGAAACUGUGCUGGACAUCGGGUUCCGACAAGGCGGAUGGAACGUCGUCUGCGAGCCAGGUGGCCUCCGACGCAUCAUCAUGAACUUGUACGGCAACUCGGUCAAAUUCACUAAGGAAGGAUACGUUCAGGUUGCCUUGCGCGAGCUGCCGCACCCGCCAGAGGCUCGCCGUAUCCCGCUCGAGCUCAGUGUUGUUGACACUGGCAAGGGUAUUAGCAAGUCGUUCCUGAAGGACCAGCUGUUCCAGCCUUUCUCUCAGGAGAAUCCUCUGCAACCGGGAACCGGCCUCGGCCUCGCGAUUGUCAACACAAUCGUCCGAUCCGAGGGUAUGAACGGCAAUCUCGAGGUCUGGUCGGCUGAAGGCGUCGGAACGGAGAUCAAGGUCACGUUCGAAGUGGAUCUUCUGAACCCGAACGAGCAGGAAGAAAUGACAAAGUCAAACCCGAUCAUGACGACCUUCGAUCCCGAACUCGGCAGCGGCUUCGCUGUCGCCUUCAUCGGUCUCAGCCCUGACCACCGCGGACACCGCUUACUUUCCGAGGUCAUGACGCAGUACUCGAACGCCCUUGGCUUCAAGGUUGUCGAUGAUCUGCGACAGGCCGACAUUGUGCUUGCGAACGAGACGUAUGCCCUUAUUCCAGAAGUCGUGGACGUCCUGCACAACCGAGCUCUCAUUGUCCUCAGUUCGAUUAAGGGUCAGGACAAGGAAGCUAUCCGGCGGAUUGCAGCGACAGAGGGCCACAUCGGUCUGUGGCACAAGCCACUUGCGCCGUGCUUGUUCAUGAAGGAAAUGCGCGACGCGGUCGACUGGGCGAAGGCGUCGCGUUCGAAUGGCGCUACUUCCCCAGCCGAGUCUGCCCCCUUACCGAGGAGCAAGGCCCCGGGUUUGUCGGCCGGGGCGACCCCUUCUCCGCUGGCCAACGGCAACAGCGACCGACUCGGAACUCCCGAGCCUCUGAGCUUGGCGAACCACCCGACGAUGAGAGACACGCCUGGUUUCAGUGUGUUAACUCAUCCGCAGUUCAAGGCACAGGCGACUCUGAGCCGCCGUCACUCGGAGGAGGCCAAGAGCAAUCGACGCCCCGUCCGGCCGCCGCUGGGCUCACGCGGCGCGACAAACGACGGCCUGAAGAUCAAUGGCCACAGCCCUCCGUCUGACGAGCUUUCCAGUCUCGCAUCGGCCGAGUCAUCCCCGGGGUCGUCCACUUCCGGUAAUUCGACGGUUCCACUAGGUGACGGCGGUGCCAUGCUGCGUGCGGUCACGAUGACGCCCGCACUCGCGGCGCUGCGACGACAGAGCCGCCCCCGUGUUAUGGUCGUCGAGGAUAACGCAAUCAACCGGCGAGUCCUGACAGCCUUCCUGCGGAAGAAGGGCUUUGGGUACUCGGAAGCCGUCGACGGUGCGAAAGGCGUGCAGCUGUUCCGCGACACGCCACCAUCGCACUGGGAUGUGAUCCUGAUGGACAUCAACAUGCCGAUCAUGGAUGGACUCGAGGCGACGCGCAUGAUUCGCACGAUCGAGGCAUCGCGGCGCCACUGCGUCAAGUCGCCGAACGGCGACAGCAAGCCUAAGCUCAUGGGCAACGAGAUCUCGGGCAAGGGCGCGGACACCAGUAACGCUGAGGACACGCCGCCGACACGGGACCCGCCCAAGUCGAGCCGAGCUCACGACCCGACGCACGUCAAGAUCUUUGCACUGACGGGCCUCGCGACGGGCGAGGACAAGCGCACCGCCUUCAACGCCGGCGUGGACGGGUACCUCGUGAAGCCGGUCUCGCUCUCGUCGCUGGAUGUGCUGUUCAAGAAGAUUGGGUUCUAG
This is a messenger RNA of Trichosporon asahii var. asahii CBS 2479, 2862 nucleotides long. Its product is annotated as two-component sensor molecule. Bases 1 to 2862 code for a protein of 953 amino acids. Gene Ontology annotation, molecular function: histidine phosphotransfer kinase activity; phosphorelay sensor kinase activity. The transcript has a single exon. Gene Ontology annotation, biological process: protein autophosphorylation; phosphorelay signal transduction system. Lineage: Eukaryota; Fungi; Basidiomycota; Tremellomycetes; Trichosporonales; Trichosporonaceae. The record is from RefSeq and is a predicted model, not a curated record.